This is a messenger RNA of Prunus mume (Japanese apricot), 1186 nucleotides long. Its product is annotated as ubiquitin carboxyl-terminal hydrolase. NCBI's taxonomy places the organism in Eukaryota, Viridiplantae, Streptophyta, Magnoliopsida, Rosales, Rosaceae. The record is from RefSeq and is a predicted model, not a curated record.
AGUUUUUGUUUGCUUUUUCAAAUUUAAUUGUUAGCCUUUUGAUUCAACUGGUUUGGCGUAUGUAGGAGUUGAGCUCGCAUGCCAUGUGUUUGAUAGAAUGUCCGAAUGUGUGUACAGUACAGGAAGUAUAUACUGACAAGAUUGAAUUGGUUGUCGUGUUUGUUAGGUCAAGCUUUGAAGUUUGAAGGUGGCACUUUUUUGUGGAGUUUAUGAUGAGACGGCAGGGGCAGUAUGGUGAUUCAGGAGUGAACACAUAUACUGCUGCUGCUCCGAUGCAUCAUAUGUCUGGCCAGAGGAUGGAGCACAAAUCUAGUCAUUUUGAAGGACGAUUGGAAGCCUUCACUCCAGAGAGGGACAAUCCAUAUGCAUCUUCAAAAUCAGAGGGCCAAUGGAGAUGGGAAAGAGAUGGAUCAAAAGGGUCAAAUCCAAUGGCAUCUCAUAUGUACAAUGAAGGUCAAGGGGGUGAUACAUCAAGAUCCUAUUUCCAGGGUCAAAGGCCUGAUCCAAAACUUGCUAUGGAGAAACAAAACAAUAAUGAUUCCCGAUCUCAAUCCCAUAAUGAAGAUAUGGACCUUGGGUAUGAGGACAAGCCUUCCUCGCAGACUUUUGAAGAACUUGAGCAGAAAUUCCUUGACGACAUUAGGAAACUAACCAAGGAACAGAACGAUGCUGAGGAUGCAGAAAAUGCUAGACACAAAGAGAAAAUUGGUGCAAUAAAUGCUCAGUAUGAAGAACAACUAGCAGCACUUCGGGCGCGGCAUGCAAGUCGUAGAGACGAAUUGCUUCGUAGGGAAUCAAAUGCCCGACAGCAUCAGUACCAGCAAUCAGUAAUGGAUUGUUACCCUAACAGCAGCAUGGGCCCCUCUGAACUUCGUGGGUACAGUGGAGUUGCAGCCUCAGCUGCUGGUGGCGAAGGGCACCGAGCCUAUAAUACUGAUCAAUAUGAGUCCUACAGAGAGCGGGCUCGAUUUCUUGGAGGUUCUCGUGAUCAUGGGUUUGAGCCUAGAGGUCCAUAUCCAGGAGGCCGAGUUUAUGAUACCGGCGCGCGCUAUUACUAAGUUAGCAUUGUUUGUUAACCUUGCUAGUUUUUCUUCACCAGGUUUAUGUUGGUUAGGCACCUUAUUAUAGUAAACAUAUUACUGUCAUUUGUGUUUUAAUGAUAAAUUAUGCAGUGUGCUUUGGUGUA